Messenger RNA from Tupaia belangeri chinensis (Chinese tree shrew), 2873 nucleotides. RefSeq names its product putative small intestine urate exporter. The transcript has 13 exons. Gene Ontology annotation, biological process: monoatomic anion transport; sodium-dependent phosphate transport; transmembrane transport. The coding region runs from base 146 to 2086 and encodes 646 amino acids. Gene Ontology annotation, molecular function: transmembrane transporter activity. The record is from RefSeq and is a predicted model, not a curated record. Gene Ontology annotation, cellular component: apical plasma membrane. Lineage: Eukaryota; Metazoa; Chordata; Mammalia; Scandentia; Tupaiidae.
CCCAGAACCCUGCUUUCGCACCUUCCAUCAUUUCCUCCUGACUUUCAGAGGAGAGGGACAAAGUCCCUGGGGACAGAGCGCUUCUCCCCCUGCGCGGCGUUCUUCCGUCCCCAGGUCUGUGCCAGUGCCUGAAGGAAGAGCCUGGAUGUCCACGGGAACAGCUGUCCACGGGCAAGGCGGCAACAUUGCCCAAGAUGGCAACUUGGACUUGGCUCUGGAGGGGUCCCCCAGGAAAGGCUUUUGCGCAGUCCGCUACUGGCUGGCCGGCCUCUUGUGUCUCUGCAACUGCGUGAUAUUCACCCAGGACAUGAGCUUAAGCAUCGCCAUCCCGGCAAUGGUGAACCACACGGCCUCGCCCAGUGGGCCCAACGCCUCCGCUGGCUCCCAGGACCCACCCUGGGACCCCGUGUACGACUGGGGCCCCGACGUCCAGGGGGUCAUCCUCAGCUCCUCCUCCUACGCCUCGUUCUUGGCCCCCAUCCCGGCUGGCUACGUGGCUGGGGUCUUCGGAACCAAGUACGUGGUGGGCGCUGGCUUGGUUAUCUCCUCCGUCCUGAGCCUCCUCAUUCCAUGGGCGUCCGAUGCCGGAGAGGCCUUCCUCAUCGUCCUGCGGCUUUUCCAAGGUGUAGCCAAGGUCAUGGUGUUCACAGGCCAGUUUGCCGCCUGGGUCAGGUGGGCUCCCCCGCUGGAGAGGACUCAACUCACCGCCAUUGCACAGUCAGGUAACGGGCCCGCUCUUGCCACUGCACAGUCCGGCCUGUGUGGCCCACCUGACCCCGUGUACGACUGGGGCCCCGACGUCCAGGGGGUCAUCCUCAGCUCCUCCUCCUACGCCUCGUUCUUGGCCCCCAUCCCGGCUGGCUACGUGGCUGGGGUCUUCGGAACCAAGUACGUGGUGGGCGCUGGCUUGGUUAUCUCCUCCGUCCUGAGCCUCCUCAUUCCAUGGGCGUCCGAUGCCGGAGAGGCCUUCCUCAUCGUCCUGCGGCUUUUCCAAGGUGUAGCCAAGGUCAUGGUGUUCACAGGCCAGUUUGCCGCCUGGGUCAGGUGGGCUCCCCCGCUGGAGAGGACUCAACUCACCGCCAUUGCACAGUCAGGGUCCCCGCUGGGCUGUUUCCUCAUCUUCUUCUUCGGGGGUCUCGUUUGCCAGACUUUUGGGUGGCCUUACGUCUUCUACAUCUUUGGUGGCAUCGGCUGUGCCUGCUGUCUCCUCUGGUUUCCUCUGUUUGCUGACGACCCCAUGAGUCACCCCUUCAUCGACGCCCACGAGAAGAAUUACAUUGCCUGCUCCCUGGCCCAGCAGGACGGCCCGCCGGGCUGGUCCCUUCCCAUCAAGGCCAUGACCAAGUCCUUGCCCCUCUGGGCCGUCACGAUCUCUUUCUUCUGUGACUCCUGGAACUUGCAAAUCAUGAUGGCCUACCUGCCGACCUACAUCAGCUCUGUGCUCCAGGCCAGCCUGCAGGACAGCGGGAUGCUGUCGGCCCUGCCGUGCGUUGCUGCCAGCGUCUUCGUGGUCCUUGGCGGCCUGCUGGCAGACUGGCUCCUUUCCAGAAACAUUCUCCGGCUCAUCACCAUCAGAAAACUCUUCACAUUGGUUGGGGUGCUGCUCUCAUCUGCGUUCCUGGUGUCCCUGCCCUGGGCCCAGUUCAGCCAGAGCCUGACCGUGUCCCUCCUGGUGCUGCAUUCGGUCUUCAGCAGUCUCUAUCAGGUCGGAGCUGGUAUCAACUUCCUGGACAUCGCCCCUCGGUACUCCAGCUUCCUCAGGGGGCUGCUACAGAUGUUCGCACAGUUGUCUGGGGCCAUCUCUCCCACCGUGGCUGGAUUUUUCAUCAGCCAGGUGAGGCCGAAAGCUCUGGUGAACGUGGAAGGGAGGGGCAGCCAGCCUAAGGGGCCUCUAUCCCUCCUGUACCUGCAGCUCUGCCCUGAGCCCCGAGCACCCCACGCCCCUCACUCCCAGUGGGCUCCCAAGUCCACCGGGCAGGGGUGUGGACGGGGAGCCAUCGGGUUAGCCGGUCUGGCCUUCUCCCUGGUCUUCGGCCGGGCGGACGUGCAGGCCUGGGCUGAGGAGCAGACGCUGACUCGCCUCUGAGCGGCCGCGGCGACCGCUCGGCUGAAACCCGUUUCCGGCGUCUUCUCGGAGACCUUGGCCGUGUGACGGCGAACUGUGACCGUGCGGGGGCUUCACAGGGGAGAAAGGGCAGCACAGGCAUGGCUCACUGCGUCCUGAACACGACACACGCCUGCGGGCUGUGGCCGUCCCCGCCGUCCCCGCCCAGACUGUCUCACCAGAGCGUGACGAGGCGCGUGUGUGCUGCGGGGUCCCCUCGUUGGGAGCCAGUCUGCGCUAGGAGGGUGAGCACGGCCCCCGCGAGGCCCGGCACCACCCGCGCUCCUGGCCCCGUCGGAGGACUGGUGCAACCGGGGGGUCUGGAAGCUGGGCCCAGCGGCCUCCUCCUGGCCCCGGUGUCCCUCACAGCCCCGUGUCAUGUUCUCGACAGCCCCCAGGGAACAUGGCCCAGGCGCUAAGCCAGGCCGGCAGUCCCGGGCUCCCCCACACUCGGGGAGGAAGGCGCACUCUGCUUUGGGCUGAACACUGACAUCCCUUUUUGUAUUUGGAGUUUUUGGUUGGAAUGUGCGCUCGCCAGAGAGACAGAGAGACAGGCCGCUCCGGGGAGCGCGGGCCCGCUGCUGUCCUGCCUCCGUCUCUCCCUCACUUGGGGACGUAGGGCCUGUGUACCCGCGCCCGGCGUUUCUCUAAGCCGCCGGGUCCGAGCAGUCGGCCACGUGGGAUCUGACGACCUCCACCACCAGCCUACGGGGCCGGCCCACGUGUCAGCCACACAGACGUCUUCUCGGGGAGACAGCCACUCCCGCCG